AUGCGAGAUGAUUUAUCUAUCUCUGAAGAACCUGGAGUACUAGUACCUGAGUCACAGAGGAAUGACGCCGAAGAUGUCGUUCAACAUCGUGAAGACCAGCCCCUACUCCACGCACCCGAUGAGGACACCUGGAAACCCCCGCGGGGGUUCACAUGGAUUCAGCUAGCUAUCAUGUCUAACGUCUUUCUCUACGGGCUUGACAGUACAAUCACUGCUGCUACGUAUGCUGUCAUCAGCUCUGAGUUUGAUGCGGCCAACACUGCUUCAUGGUUGACUACUUCAUAUCUUAUCACAAGCACGGCCUUUCAGCCGCUCUAUGGAAGAGUGUCUGAUAUUUUUGGUCGACGUUUGUGCUUCUUUAUCUCAACUGUCACCUUUGCUCUUGGGUGUCUUGGAUGCGGUCUUGCGAGCAAUGUGGUCUUUCUCAACGUCAUGAGGGCGUUGACUGGCUUCGGUGGAGGAGGCCUGAUGACAAUGGCUACCAUUGUCAACUCAGACAUGAUUCCGUUUCGUAAACGUGGAAUGUACCAAGCUCUUCAGAACGGUAUCUAUGGGUUUGGAGCCAUAUCUGGAGCCUACUUUGGAGGCUCGAUUGCAGAUCAUAUUGGAUGGCGAUGGUGUUUCCUGCUUCAAGUCCCGGUCUCGAUUGCAGCCUUGAUCAUUGGCGCUUUAGUUGUUUCUAAUCAAACCACAUGUUCCGAAUCCGAGAACAACCUGGGUGCCGUUUGGAAGAGGGUUGACUUUACCGGGUCUCUACUCAUGGUCAUGGCAGUCUCUAUUCAACUCUUGGGACUAAGCCUUGGAGGCAAUGAGCUACCUUGGAGCAGUCCUUGGGUCAUUGGAUGUUUGGUCGGCAGUAUCGCUUUGUUCGCGUUGUUUUUUCUCGUCGAGGCCAAGACAAGCGCUAUUCCAGUAAUUCCUCUUCGUUUGUUACAAGGAAGGCUCCCUAUUUCGACGCAGUUUGCAAAUGUCUGCGCAGGUAUGGCCGCUUAUGGAUACCUGUUCAUGCUCCCGCUUUUCUUCCAAGUUGUUCUUCUUGACUCGGCUACCACCGCCGGGGCCCGGCUUGCAAUUCCAUCUCUGGCAACCCCAAUCGGUGGUGUUAUUGCCGGUGUCGUAAUGUCUCGCUGGGGCAAAUUACUCACUCUUGUGCGCAUUGGAGCUUUCCUGAUGGUAUUAGGGAAUGGCUUAGUAGCUUCGUUACGGUUCCAUGACUCGAAGUGGAAGUACUUUGUUUAUGUCUUUCCGGCGAACCUUGGCCAGGGCAUUAUUUAUCCCGGAAUUCUCUUUACUUCACUCGCUUCAUUCCCGCAUUCCGAUCAUGCAGUUACCGCCUCGACAGUGUAUCUUGUCCGUUCGAUGGGAACGGUUUGGGGCGUUUCGACUACUUCUGCCAUUGUGCAAACCACUCUCAGCGCCCGCUUACCGGAAGCAUUGGUCGGCGUGCCAGAUAAAUGGAGUAUCAUUGAGCAAAUCCGACACUCGGUCGAUUACAUUCACGAGCUCCCCUUAGACCUGCAACUCAAGGUUCGUUUAGCCUAUUAUGAUGGGAUCAGAUAUGCCUUUGGUGUCUCAACCGCCGUUGCUGUUAUAGGAUUCUGCGCCGCUUGCAUCGCUAGCGGAACCGGGCUUCGAACCACUCACAAGUAA
Messenger RNA from Fusarium venenatum, 1650 nucleotides. RefSeq names its product major facilitator superfamily-domain-containing protein. Gene Ontology annotation, biological process: transmembrane transport; basic amino acid transport. Gene Ontology annotation, molecular function: basic amino acid transmembrane transporter activity. Lineage: Eukaryota; Fungi; Ascomycota; Sordariomycetes; Hypocreales; Nectriaceae. The record is from RefSeq and is a predicted model, not a curated record. Gene Ontology annotation, cellular component: fungal-type vacuole membrane.